Aspergillus nidulans FGSC A4 is the source of this 762-nucleotide messenger RNA. RefSeq lists its product as uncharacterized. The record is from RefSeq and is a predicted model, not a curated record. Gene Ontology annotation, cellular component: membrane. Bases 1 to 762 code for a protein of 253 amino acids. The transcript has 4 exons. Lineage: Eukaryota; Fungi; Ascomycota; Eurotiomycetes; Eurotiales; Aspergillaceae.
AUGACUUUGAAUGCGGCUCAGAAGACGAAUCUCAGCGUGACAUGGAUCCUAGGAGGAAUUGCCACCAUUACAGUCUUCACCCGGAUGUACGUGCGGUUCUUCCAGCAACGAACUCCAGGAUGGGAUGACUAUGUGAUGAUUCUCUGCUGGUGCCUAGCAAUAACCUCAGCCUCUCUCGCCUCCACCGCAAUCCACUACGGCCUCGGAGUGGAUCUCUACGGUAUCCAAUCCCCAGACGACAGAGUCAAUGCGUUGAAAUACCUCACUCUCGCGCCCAAUCCAAGCAUUCUCAGCGUUGCCUUCGGCAAACUAUCGAUUGUUCUGUUCUUCCACCGGCUGCUGGGCGUCUCAAUGACAAGGACGCUCUCGACGAUUCUAUGGAUCCUCCUCUUCAUCACGGCAGGUCUUUCUAUCUCGGCAGUAGUUGCCGUCCUCGCCUUCUGUACCCCAACCGAAUCUAUCUGGGAUAAGACAAUCCCUCCAAAACGCUGCAUGGCACCAGAAACACAGUUGGGUAUUGGCCUUGCCCAGGCUUCCUUUAAUGCCUUUACCGAUAUAAUCCUCGGUCUCCUCCCAGCGUACAGUCUUUAUAACCUACAGAUGCCCCUACGCCGCAAGAUCGGUCUCAUGCUGCUUUUUGGGGUUGAAUCAUGGUCUCCAAUCACAAUAUGGAAUACGUAUAUCCCCCUUUUAUCCAUUACAAAUAAGACCAGGGCAGCUAACUCAUUGUCACCAUCUCGCCAACCUUUAGUGCUGAAGUAA